Molecule: messenger RNA, 1066 nt
Organism: Larimichthys crocea (large yellow croaker)
Lineage: Eukaryota; Metazoa; Chordata; Actinopteri; Sciaenidae
Gene: dhdh.2
Product: dihydrodiol dehydrogenase, tandem duplicate 2
Exons: 7
Coding region: 1-1002 (333 amino acids)
Molecular function (GO): nucleotide binding
Source: RefSeq, a predicted model, not a curated record
AUGGCAACCAGGUGGGGAAUCUGCAGCGCGGGGAAGAUCAGUCAUGACUUCACGGUGGCCCUGAAAUCUCUUCCUCCCGAAGACCACCAGGUUGUGGCUGUGGCCGCUCGCAAGUUAGGAUAUGCACAGGAGUUUGCCAAAAAGCACAACAUCGCCCGAGCAUACGGCGGCUAUGAAGAGCUGGCAAGAGAUCCAGACAUAGAUGUGGUCUACAUUGGAGUUAUCCACCCCUACCAUCUGAGCACUUGUCUGCUCUUCAUGAACGCUAAGAAAAAUGUGCUGUGUGAGAAGCCGCUGGCCAUGAACACUAAGGAGGUGCAGGAGAUCCUGGCUUCUGCCAAGAAUAAUGGCGUCUUCUUCAUGGAGGCUGUCUGGACUCGAUUCUUCCCGGCCUCAGUGGAGAUCAGACGGCUGCUGGCUGAGGGGGAGGUGGGAGAGCUGAAGAUCGUGAAAUCUGAGUUUGGCGUGCCGUUGAUGCACGUGGCCAGAUCGGUGAGGAAGGAGCUGGGUGGCGGAGCAAUGCUAGAUCUUGGCAUCUACUGCUUGCAGUUUAUAUGCAUGGUGUAUAGAGAGAAGCCAGAGUGCAUCCAGGCCAUGGGAGUCUGCUUGGAAACAGGAGUGGAUGAGACUGUGGUUGUGACUCUGAAGUUCUCCAAGAACAGGAUGGCAGUGUUUACUUGCUCUAUGGGUGUGCAGCUGUCCAAUGACGCCAUUAUUGUGGGCACAAAGGGCACCAUCAGGAUCCCUGAGCACAUGUGGUGUCCCACAUCAUUAGUGGUCAAUGGGAAGGAGACUCAGUACCCGGUGCCAGAACCCUAUCUGCCUCUUAACUUCACCAACAGUACAGGGAUGCGUUACGAAGCAGAGGAGGUUCGACAGUGUUUGCUUAAAGGACUAAAAGAGAGUGCAGUUAUGUCCCAUGCUGACUCCCUGCUGCUGGCUGAAGUGGAGGACGAGGUUCGCAGACAGGUGGGGGUGGUAUACACCCAGGAUUGCCAGUAAAUGUUGAACAGGAAGUGUUGUUGCAUAAAACAAGUUUAUGAUGGAGAAUAAAUUUUUACAUUCA